UAUUAUUAAAUAAAAAAUACUCCAAUUAGUAAUAUCCAUUUUUGAUAAUUUACGGUUCUGCAGAAAAUGAAUUCUACGGAAAUCUAUGGAAAACCAUUAUGAUGGUUAUCGUUAUCCUUUUUAUCAUUGUUUUUGUGAGUGUUUAGAACAACCUUGCACAAUGCCAUUGUCGUACGCAACGAAACUCUCAUAAACCAAAAAAAAAGCGCCAAAAAUUUGUUGCAGCAGCAUCAAGAUACACAAACGGUGAAAUCAUGCGUCUUCUUUGCCGAUUUUUCUCUAGGAAGACUCUGUUGUUAGGUCUCGUGGCCUCGUUAUCGUUGUCAUCGUAUAUCGCGGAAGCCAAGACCGCCCUCCUGUUCGGUGCCACUGGUGCCGUUGGGAACUCGGUCCUACGCGCGAUUCUUCGCAACAACUCUUUCUUUACCAAGAUUAUCAUUGUGGGAAGGAGAUUUCCUCCCAAGGUGACGGAUCUACUGCCGGCCUCACGGCAGCAGCUCCCCGAGGUGGUCCGGGUGGAGCUCCCCGAUCUGGGAAACGUCGACCAAAACGAGGAGCUUCUGGCCAUGGGCCCCGCCGAUGCCUGUUUCAUCGCCACCGGAUCGGGUUUCCCGCAUUUGUACGACUUUCGCAGCUUUCACUUCGUGGAGGUCGAUAUGGUAGCGUCCAUGGCGAGGCUGUGCGAGAAACUGAAGGUGCAGUCCCUCACGUCAUUUAGCUCGGUCGAUCCAGAGGAACAUCCAACGCCAUACACAAGAGAAGAACUAGAAAGCGGCGACGAUGGGACACCCAUAGGAUGGUGGGGACUCCUAACAACGAUGGUCAAUGUGAUGGGGCUAAAAGAAGUCGCAUUGACAGAAAACUCAGGUUCAAUACCUUUUGUUCGCAUCUUCCAACCCUGCAACAUCAUCACAGAAGAAAUUCGAUACGGCUGGCUAGACUGGACCAUUUUUAGGAUCCAUCCGUGGAUAGAUCCUAUCAUACCCACGAAGUAUCAUUCUGUAGACGUCGUUCUGCUUGGCAUGGCAAUGGUGAGGGAUGCUAUCAAUCUUAUUUCCGUAUCUUUCGCCAACAGCGACGCGGACCGCAACCCAAAACGGCUGACGUAUGGAGACUUUGCAGAGAUAUCCGGGAAGGAAUUUAUGGAAUGGAAGGAACAACAAAUGACUAUGAAAGAGAUAGAAUUGUAGAAUUUCACGGUGCUUUUGAUGCCGCAAUGGGAAAGCUGCCUGGUGGGUGACACGAAGAUCAGAGUUACAGAGACAGUCACCUCUGGACGAAAACUGGACUAAAACUUGACACAUAAA
Pseudo-nitzschia multistriata is the source of this 1307-nucleotide messenger RNA. NCBI's taxonomy places the organism in Eukaryota, Bacillariophyta, Bacillariophyceae, Bacillariales, Bacillariaceae. The record is from the annotation of a GenBank genome assembly.